AUGACCCCCCUCAUCCCCCUCGUCCUCGUAAUCCUCACCUCCUACCUUAUAUACCACCAUGUCAUAAACCCUUACUUUCUCUCCCCGCUAUCUGCAAUCCCCAAUGCACACCUCACAUCCCCACUCUCCAGCUACUGGAUUGACCGCAAGCGUAGCACAGGCACGGAAGUCCUCGCUAUCUACGACCUACACCAAAAAUACGGGCCCAUCGUCCGUCUCGGACCUAAGGAGCUGAGUGUCAAUUCUAUCCAUGGCCUGAGAACAAUAUAUACGGGCGCUUUUGAGAAACACUCUUUUUACAAUGAUUUAUUUGUCAACUUCAACAUCGAAAACUUGGUCGGCAUGUUGCACAAUGCGCCGCACGCGCAUCAGAAACGCAUGCUGAGCAAGACCUACUCCAAGUCGUUUCUUCAGGAGUCUGGUGAUCUACGCGCGAUUUCAAAAGUUGUGAUAUGGGAUCGGCUGAUGCCUAUUAUCAAGAAGGCGGGUGAGAGCGGAGAGGUGUUGAAUGUACUACCGCUGUUCCAAGCUGUUGGGAUGGACUUCACUUCGUCUUUCCUGUUUGGGUUAAGACAAGGGACGAGGUAUGUCCUUAAUAUUCCGGACUGGAAGGUGUGGUUGGAGGAGUAUGAGCGGUUCAAGUACAUGAGUCGAGACGACCGGUAUAUGGGAUUUAUUGAAAGUUGGUGCUUGGGGUUGUGCGAGCGGACGGAAGCAUCUGAGAAGGAGGUUAUCCUCAGGGACGAGGAGAAAUUUCCAUCCUCGAAUCCAGUCAUCUACAACCAGCUGCGCCAGAGUCUCCUCACCCAGAAAGAACACGAUCCACGUCCACUGAACCUAGCAAUUGCGUCCGAACUGUUGGACCACCUAGUUGCAGGCCACGAAACGUCGGGUAUCACCUUCACCUAUAUGAUGUGGGAGCUGUCGCGGCAGCCACAGCUUCAAGCCGAGCUUCGAAAAGAACUACUCACUUUAUCUCCAUCCCUCCGAUACUCAGGCACAGAUGGAGAGAACCCCCUUGCCUCCCCCUCCGCGGUCGAUGCGCUCCCCUUGCUGGACGCUAUGGUCCGUGAGACCCUCCGUCUCCACUCCCCAGCCCCAGCCCAACUCCCGCGUGUCACCCCCACCACAGAAAAGGGAACUUCCCUGCAUGGGUAUGACAACAUCCCGGGUGGUGUAAGGGUCAGUUCAACCGCCUACUCCCUCCACCGUAUCAGCGAGGUGUACCCACGUCCGUUGGAAUGGCUUCCACAGCGAUGGCUCGAGGCAGGUGAUAAGAUUCACGACAUGAGGAGGUUGUUCUGGCCGUUCGGGAGUGGUGGACGUAUGUGUCUAGGGAGUAAUUUCGCAUUGCAAGAAAUCAAAUUGGUCAUGGCGGUUGUGUAUUCGAAUUACACGACCUCCAUUGUAGACGACGAUGGCAUCGAGCAGGACUAUGCAUUUAUUGCGCUACCACACAGGAUUAUUCUCACAGCCUUCCUAGUCCUCUUGGGCAUCACAGCUCUAGUUAUCCAUGGCAGUAAUGCCAAGCAAUUCGAGCACUGGUAUCCAUUCUACCGAUUCACUUUAACAGGAGAGGGGGAAGCCCCCGCCUGCCUUAAAAACUACACGCGCGAAGUCGAGAAAUUUGGUCCACAACACUCGAUGACAUGCAAAACGCUGGUUACCUGUAUUUAUAGCAAUACGAAAGAAAUCGACAAGGCGGAUAUGUCAUCUGCGCUGGUUCUGCUGGGCCUAGCGCCAACAGUCUUAGGACAAAUAGGCCCGACCAUCCACAACAAGGCGCAACUUUGUUUUCAUUAUCCGAUUCUUGGAUUACUGUGUGUCCUAGGUGCACCCGCGAUGGCGUUCGGGAUGCCGUGGGCCAAAACAGAUCCUAGAGAGCCCCCUCAAGGGAGCGCCUUCGCUUCUGGGGAGAAGUGGAUUACCCCUUACAAAACAACCUGGGUGCCCUUACCCGCCGUCAGCUCCGUCCGCAGCGCUCUCAAUAUCCCAGCCUCACGAAAAUUCGCCGACGGAUCCCCUUACCACACCCUCCCCAUUAUCUCCGACCCCGCCACCGGUCGCAUAGUAGGCGAUUCCUUUGAAAUCGCGACAUAUCUUCAAGAACAAUACCCGUCCUCAGGAGCAGGCGACUUAUUCCCUGCGCAGGAGCUGGAGUUCGUUUUUGGGCGGGACUUGGCACUUUUCGCGCCGAUCGCGGAGGCAGAAGUGGCAGAGGGCCCUACUACGGCAUACGUGAAGUUCAAUACGAAUGUCGAUGCUGUGUUUAGUGCGCAUGCCCGCCUGAUGGCGCAUGGUAUGCCUUUUGAUCCUGCUACUGCGGAGGAGUGUAAGGAGAUGUUCUCGCGGAGGGUGGGAGUGCCGUGGGACGCUUUGGCGAUUAGUGGGGAGGAAAGGGAGGAAUUAUUGAGAUCGUUUGAGGAGACUCUAGCUGGACUUGCGAAGUUAUAUAUCAGCGAUGCGAGUGGACCUUUCAUAAUGGGGAGUCGGGCAAGUUAUGCGGAUUUCAUUGUUGGGGGUUGGUUGCGCAUGAGUCUGGGGAUGCUGCCGAAGGAAGAGUGGGAAGCGAUAAAGGGGUGGCAUAGUGGUGUGUUCGGAAGGUUACAUGAGGCGCUGGAGGCUUUUGCGCAGAUGGACUAG
Messenger RNA from Penicillium griseofulvum, 2643 nucleotides. Its product is annotated as Cytochrome P450. The transcript has 5 exons. Lineage: Eukaryota; Fungi; Ascomycota; Eurotiomycetes; Eurotiales; Aspergillaceae. The record is from RefSeq and is a predicted model, not a curated record. Bases 1 to 2643 code for a protein of 880 amino acids. Gene Ontology annotation, molecular function: heme binding; iron ion binding; oxidoreductase activity, acting on paired donors, with incorporation or reduction of molecular oxygen.